Molecule: messenger RNA, 512 nt
Organism: Panicum virgatum (switchgrass)
Lineage: Eukaryota; Viridiplantae; Streptophyta; Magnoliopsida; Poales; Poaceae
Exons: 1
Coding region: 15-359 (114 amino acids)
Source: RefSeq, a predicted model, not a curated record
UGCCAGUGACAGUGAUGGUGGCCGGAGAGCGGCCUGCUCGGUCGGGGGCGUCGGACGCGGCGUCGUGGUGCUGCGUGGUGGCGCUCGUGCUGGUGGUGGGGUCGCUCGCCGGCGGCGGCGCGAGGGAAGAGGAGGAGGGCGGGCCGCCGGUGGUGGUGGUUCGCGGGGCGCGGCUGGCGGCUCGGCGGCGGCCGUGCGAGGAGCUCUACGUGGUGGCGGAGGGGGAGACGCUGCACGGCAUCAGCGCCCGGUGCGGCGACCCCUACAUCCUGGAGCGGAACCCGCACGUCCACGACCCCGACGACGUCUUCCCCGGCCUCGUCCUCAGGAUCGCCCCGUUCGCCGGCGGCCACAAGUAGUGAAAGGGAUCGCGUCGGGCGAGUAACUGCAGAGGAAGGAACUCGAGCCGCUGCCGUGUCUCUGGAACACGACGCGUGCGACGCCGGGCGGACAGGAACUCUCUCUAUCGGUCCCUUGCUUUCAGGCGUGUCAUGUACAUGCUGCAUGUGAAA